AUGAUAGGUGGACAAGUGGCAAAGAUAAUAGCAAGUCGAAAUGAAAGAUAUCCUGUCGGUGCUUACGUCGCAGGAUCGUUUGGAUGGAGAACUCAUACGGUUUGUAACCCUAACAAACCGCCUAAUAUGGGAUUCUUGCCCUUAUACUUGUUGCCGGACAUAAGCCCGCACCCUGUGUCACUAGCUCUAGGAGUACUUGGAAUGCCUGGUAACACAGCUUACUUUGGGUUGAAAGAGAUAUGUAAACCACGGCCUGGAGAAACAAUCAUGGUUACCGGUGCGGCUGGUGCGGUCGGUUCGCAUGUCGGGCAGAUUGGAAAAUUACUAGGUUGUCGUGUAAUUGGAUUUGCUGGUUCAGACGAGAAAUGUGAAUAUUUGGAAAAAGAACUUGGAUUUGAUCAUGCAUUUAAUUAUAAAACUGUUGAUAUUAAGACUGCCAUUAGGGAAGCGGCACCAAAUCGUGUCGAUUGCUAUUUCGACAAUGUUGGUGGAGAAAUAAGUUCAACCAUUAUGAGUUACAUGAACAAAUAUGGACGGGUUGCAGUUUGUGGUUCCAUAUCAUCUUACAAUGAUGCCGUUCUACCAAAAGUAACAAUAUUGCAACCGGCUAUCGUUUUUAAAGAAUUGAAAGUAGAGGGAUUCCUAGUUAAUCGAUGGACCGAUCGUUGGAACGAAGGUAUAAACGCAAAUUUGGCUUGGCUACAAGAAGAUUUUCAGAAGGAAGUGUGGAAUAAACUUUUGGAAUUACCCUAUGGAUCAACUACUACUUAUGCAGAACUUGCUAAAGCUCUAGGCAGACCUGCAAGCCAUGCAAGAGCUAUAGGUGCAGCUUGCGGUGCUAAUCUUCAUUUAAUGGUGAUACCAUGCCAUAGAGUAGUUGCUUCUUGCUCUAAAGGAGGAUUCAGCUGUGGCUUAGACAGAAAAGAGUGGCUUUUAAAACAUGAAAAGAAAUAUUCUUCAGUUGAU
Molecule: messenger RNA, 966 nt
Organism: Iphiclides podalirius (scarce swallowtail)
Lineage: Eukaryota; Metazoa; Arthropoda; Insecta; Lepidoptera; Papilionidae
Source: the annotation of a GenBank genome assembly